AUGAAUUUUUAAGAGAGAUUUAAAGGUAAAACUUCAUAGAUUAGCAAAGAUUUAGUUGCAUCUAUUACUGAUACUAAUGAUAGAAUGAAAGUAGACUUUAAUAAUAUGCAACGUUGUGAUGUAUUUGAUAUUUCUCGUUCUUACACACCAAGCGUUAAAUCUGAAAUUGCAGUCCCUAUAAGGAAACCUUAGAGCCAGUUUAGCGUUACCGAUAAUGGAGUAUUUUCGAAGAAAUCUGUCAGCUAAAAAUUGAUAACACAUCGUGAUCAGCUAUAUACCCCUACCAAUGAGCGAUAAUAACAGUCAAUAUUCUCAGCAUUGCAGAAUAAUUUUGAUAAAUCUGAAACAGUAUCUGAUACCUUUUCUCCAAUAAAUGCUAGAAGGUAAAUAGUUGACAAGAAUAUGGAGAAAAGUAAAUUUUAAGAAUCACCUAACAUUUUUAAGGUCAAUAACUUUAAGCUUGGAGCAACUGAUAAUAAUCUGCAAAAUUCCCCAGCAAAGCUAGAUCAUUAAAGUUUUCAAUAGUCCAGUGCAUCAUAAAUUCUUUAGGCAAGACUGGCAAAAGAAAGAUCACAAAGUAACAAUUUUCAGAGAGUCGGAAGUUACUUAGCUAAAGGAUUAAAACAAUAAACUGAACCUUCAAACACCUAGGAUAAUGGCAUAGAAAUUAUAAUUUUAAGAAAUAACGCUCCAUAAAUUACAGUCAAGUAAAUAGAUAAAGAAGAUGGAGAGAAAAUAAUAAGUAAACUAAAUUAAAUGGACUAAAAUAUCCUUAAAAAUAAAUUAAAUAAGAGUUCUAUGAACAAUUAACGUUAAAAAAACAUAGAAAAAAAUUUAAUUUCAACAAAUAAAAGUGUUAUGCAGUAGAUGUCAGAACAUGGAUAUGGCUUUAAUUAAGAUACCAGCAACGGCUUUUCUAACGAGAAUGAAUUAAAUUUGUAAAGAAUACCUUCAAACCUCAUGAUGGAGUAAUAAAAUUCAACAAAGUAAGAGGAAUAUUUCCCACUAGAUACUUUUGCUAGCGAGUUUUAAUCUGGUAAAUCGCCUAACCACAAUUCUAUGACUCCAAUGAACAGAAAAGCUUAAUCCCAUAUAAAUUUAAAUGAAAUUAAAAACUAUAAUCCUUAAGCUACGAAAGUAUCACUACAAUAAGAUUUGUAACAAUUUAUUAAUGGUUUAGGAAAAUCUAAAACAAGUGUCUCAAACUCUUCUCUUUAAAGCUUUUAAAAUAUUUAUAAUAAUAAAAAUGAAAAAAAUUAUAACAUUUAAUAACUAUUAAUGAACAAUUAGUUAAGCUAAAUUAUCCCAAAUGAUGUUAUGUAAGAUUAAAUAUAUCAAAUUAAAAUGAAAAAAGAAGAAGAAGACUCUCUUUUCCAAUAUAAAAAUUCAUUCAAUUAUAGAUAAAAGAGCUAUAUCAAAUAAAAUACAGGAAAUGAUUCGCCAGUCUAUAAUGGGCAAGGAGGAGUAGACUCACCUUCUGUCUAAAAUAAAAGGUAGAUUGAAAACUAAUAAUAAUUAGAAGAAGAAUUUUAAAAUAGUGUGUAUUUUGGAUCAAAUCAACUUUACCAAAAUACAAAUCAAAGUAACAAUAACACUCCAAUUAACUAAUAAUCUUCUUUGCGUUAAAAAUCUUUCAGUUCACAAGCUUAUCCCUUAACUAUUUCAAGAGUUUUAACGAAUAUAAAAUGA
Molecule: messenger RNA, 1689 nt
Organism: Tetrahymena thermophila SB210
Lineage: Eukaryota; Ciliophora; Oligohymenophorea; Hymenostomatida; Tetrahymenidae
Exons: 3
Source: RefSeq, a predicted model, not a curated record